Molecule: messenger RNA, 1161 nt
Organism: Eimeria tenella
Lineage: Eukaryota; Apicomplexa; Conoidasida; Eucoccidiorida; Eimeriidae
Exons: 2
Source: RefSeq, a predicted model, not a curated record
GCGAAGCGGGAAGAGGAAGUGUGGGGCCCCAAAAAGUAUUACCAGGCGCAGCAGCCGCUGCUGCGGAUUCCGCAGCUGUGGCUGCAGACCCCAGCAGCAGCAACAAAACAAGAUUUGAAACCAAUUGAAAAAGAAUGGAGAUUCGACAAGUUCAUCCAAGAGUUCCCCGAACUCUGGAGGUCGCUGCAUGAGGCGCGUUGGCCCCAAAUCGAAGAACAAACAGCAAAAAGGAAGCAGCCGAAGCCGCAGCAGCAGCCAGCAGCAGCAGCAGCAGCAGCAGCAGCAACUCCUGCUGCUGCUGCAGCAAAAGAGCCUCCUGCUGCUGCCGGCAAGGAAGCACCGCCGCCUGCUGCUGCAGCCAAGGGGCCUCCAGAUGCAGCAGCUAAAGGGCCUCCUGCUGCUGCAGCAAAAGGGCCUCCUGCUGCAGCAGCUAAAGGGCCUCCUGCUGCUGCAGCUAAAGGGCCUCCUGCUGCUGCUGAUAAGGCAGCGCCACCUCCUGCUGCUGCUGCAGCUAAAGGACCUCCUGCUGCAGCAGCAGCUAAAGGGCCUCCUGCUGCAGCAGCUAAAGGGCCUCCAGAUGCUGCAGCAGCCAAAGGGCCUCCCGCUGCAGCUAAAGGACCCCCUGCUGCUGCAGCUAAGGGGCCUCCAGAUGCUGCAGCUAAAGGACCUCCCGCUGCAGCUAAGGGGCCUCCUGCUGCUGCGGCUAAAGGGCCUCCUGCUGCAGCUAAGGGGCCUCCUGCUGCUGCAGCUAAAGGGCCUCCUGCUGCUGCAGCUAAGGGGCCUCCAGAUGCUGCAGCAGCAAAAGGACCUCCCGCUGCAGCAUCUAAGGGGCCUCCUGCUGCAGCUAAGGGGCCUCCUGCUGCUGCAGCUAAGGGGCCUCCUGCUGCUGCAGCUAAGGGGCCUCCUGCUGCUGCAGCUAAGGGGCCUCCUGCUGCUGCAGCUAAGGGGCCUCCUGCUGCUGCGGCAAAAGGACCUCCUGCUGCAGCAAAGGGACCACCCGCUGCAGCAGCAAAAGGACCCCCCGCUGCAGCAGCAAAAGGACCCCCCGCUGCAGCAGCAAAAGGACCUCCUGCUGCAGCAGCAAAAGGAUCUCCUGCUGCUGCAGCAAAAGGGCCUCCUGCUGCAGCAGGGAAGGUGGCCCCGCCUCCGAAGAAAGGAUAA